AUGGAACCAUUACCAAUAUUUGAACGUUUGGAAUCAAUUUGUAUUAUUUGGUUUAUCUUAGAAUAUGUCCUAAAGAUGUUAGUUAGCUAUGAUCGGAUGACAACAUUUUUACGAUUAAUGAAUAUUAUCGAUUUAUUGGCAAUACUUCCAUUUAUCAUUGAAAUUGCACUUAGUUUAUUUGGAUUUAAUACCAAAAAUAUACGCGAUCUUAAGUUUGCCUUCUUAGUAAUUCGUGUUUUACGUGUUUUACGAGUUAUUCGUAUACUAAAACUUGGCCGAUACAGUACUGGUUUACAGAUGUUUGGACGUACGCUAAAAGCCAGUUUCCGGCAACUUAGUAUGAUGGCGAUGGUUGUUCUAACCGGUGUUAUAUUCUUUAGUACAUUGGUAUAUUUUAUUGAAAAGGAUGUCGAAGGAAGUCAAUUUUAUUCCAUACCAGCUGCUUGUUGGUGGUAA
Loa loa (African eye worm) is the source of this 456-nucleotide messenger RNA. RefSeq lists its product as hypothetical. Gene Ontology annotation, biological process: potassium ion transmembrane transport. Gene Ontology annotation, cellular component: membrane; voltage-gated potassium channel complex. The coding region runs from base 1 to 456 and encodes 151 amino acids. Gene Ontology annotation, molecular function: delayed rectifier potassium channel activity. The transcript is spliced from 3 exons. The record is from RefSeq and is a predicted model, not a curated record. NCBI's taxonomy places the organism in Eukaryota, Metazoa, Nematoda, Chromadorea, Rhabditida, Onchocercidae.